GCCGCAGUUGUUGUGAUUUUGAUAGGCAACCUUCGUAUGGGGAGGAGAUAUCAGCUGGACAGGGCUCAUAUCGGAAACGUUUCUGUAUACAUCGUAUCUUAAGGAACUAGGGAAAUAAAUGUUAAUGUUCAACGCUACCAAACACCGAAACUCCUCGUUUAACGUUACUUUCCCCAGCUACUCAGAAGAGUAAGGGGUAGUGAAUCAGCCUCCACACAGCCUUGUGCAGGCACUGUCAGUGCUUUCCAACCGUCCAUCAGUCCUCUGGAGUGGUUCUUGUAGUGGAGGGACAGGAGGAAAAACCCAGCAGGCUGAGAGACAACAGGGCAGGCAGGACUCAGGAUGCCUCUGUUCUUCAAGAAGAGGAAGCCCAGCGACGACUCCAAGAAGAGACUGGAAUAUCAGCUGUGCCUGUCUAAGGAGGCAGGUGCUGAUGACAUCCUGGACAUCUCAGCCUGUGAGCUGUCAGAGGUUCCCUCGAGUGCCUUUUCCAUUUGUAAGGUCCUACAGAAAAAGGUCUUUAUCCUCCAUAAUAAUGAACUGAGGUCAUUGCUGCCCAAAGGAUGUGACAUCAGCACUCUUGCCGCUUUAAAGGUUUUAGAUCUGCAUGAGAACAAGCUCACUUCACUCCCAGAAGACAUUGGGAAGCUGGCGUCACUGCAGAUUCUGAAUGUGGAGAAGAACCGUUUAAAGGCCCUGCCUGAGUCAAUCGGGGAUCUGCGGUUUCUGCAGACGCUCAAUUUGAAGGGUAACUGCCUCGGUGAGCUGCCAUCCUCAGUUGGUUCUUUAUGCAGCCUGCGCACCCUGGAUGUGAGUGACAACAAAAUUGUCGAGCUCCCCAAAGCUCUGGUCUACGUCCGAACCUUAGAGAGCUUUACAUUGGAUGCUGCCACGAUGUCAUACCCACCUGCGUCUGUGUGUACAGAAGGCACAGAGAGCAUCCAACGCUUCCUAUGCACCGAGCUGGGAGAGGAGUACUGCCCACCAUCACAGUAUCUCCUGCCGGUGCUGGAGAAUGAUUGUGGCAAACAGAACUCUGACUGUUUGGAUGGCUUGGAGGAGGCCUGGCAGAACAGAUUCAGUGACUACGAGAAGAGAAAGGAGCAGAAGAACCAGGCGAAGCUGGACUUUGAGCGGCAUCUGGAGGAGAAGAAAAAUGAGCACGCCCAGCUUAUACUCAUGAACAACUCCCGCAAGGAAAAUAUCCUCAACUCAGUCCGACAGGAGCAAGAGCGUCUGGAGCUGGGGGUCAGCCAGCAGCAGAGGGCUCAGGAGGCUGAGAGGCUGCUGGUGCUGGAGAAAGUCAGACAAGCUGAAGACAACAUCAGCAGUCGCAUCAGCAACAUGCUGAUGGACAAAAACAGGCAGAAAAAAAGUGCAGAGUUUCUUCAAGCCCUGGAGGAGGAACGGAUCCGUAUGGAGCAUUUGACUGCCAUCACUCAGGAAGAAGCCAGUUCACUGAGGAAGAAGGAGGUGGCAGUGGCCAUGCAGAAGAUGCUGUCGGACAGCUGUGCUAUGAGUCUCCUCCAGGAGGCCAGUGACUUUCGCAGAAAGAACCUGGUGUCUGAGGCCUACAGAAGUUUAGAGAAUUUGGACAGGAAGUUUGAUAAGAUGCUGUCCCUCCAAGUUUUGGACAAGUCAAAAGCCAUUGCCCACAUCUUGCAGGAGGAGGAGAUGCAGAAAGCAGCGUUCCAGGCCCUGCAGCUGCAGAAAGAUGCUGUACAUGGCUACAUCCGCAACCAGAUCAAGCUCAUAGAGGGUGAAUUAUUGCAGCUGACUAGAUUGGAGGUUAAAAGACGCAAUCUGGAUGCUGAGAACCUGCAGGAGGUUCUGGUGGAGCAGCGCACAGCUCUCAGUGAUUUGUUGCAGCAGCUGCUGAAGCAGAGGGACCAGAGAGAGCAGGAGCUGCGGCAGGUUUUGGUGGAGAUGGAGCAAAAGUCAGAGUCCAACCAACAGAACUACUGGAUGAUCCAGUACCAGAGGCUGUUGGAUGCUAAGCCGCUGUCACUGCGUAUGCAGGAAGCCGGUGUGGAGAAAGAGCUGGUCAACCUGUUAUGCAAACUCUCAGCUCAGCAUUACCUGCCCAUCCUGGCCCAUAAUCGAGUGACAGCUGAGGCCCUUCGCCACAUGAACUCCUCUGACCUCAAGAAGCUUGGCAUCAAUGAAAUAGGAAUCCAGAAAGCUCUUCUUAACUGGGCUCGGAAUCAACAACCUGAAGGAGCCUAUAAGAGUGUCCAGCAGGACGAGGAGGAAGAAGUUGUCCCCUCAGCUCCAACUCCUUCUUCCCCUCCAUCGUUUCCCAGCACCUCAACCAUCCACAUGCCCAGCCCACCACUCACCCCAGGAACCCCUGUCACCCCCUCAGCCCCCAGCCCUGUGGAGGGAUCAGGGAGCUCAGAGUGUGUGGUCUGCAUGGAGAAGGGGUCCCAGGUCAUCUUCCUGCCCUGUGGUCAUGUGUGCUGUUGUCAGUUGUGCAGCGAGGCUCUGCAAAACUGCCCUCUGUGUCGUGGCAGCAUAUCCCAGCGCGUCCGCCUCUAUCACAGCUAGGACCAGCUGCAUUGUGCUACUCCUUCAUCGACUGCAUCUCUCUGUAUUUAUGCAUGAUCAUAAAGUUGCUGUGAGCUGACUAUGUCAUUUAAGAAAAGCUUUGAGCAGGUUGUCAAAGAGCUGAGCCACUUUCCUCUAUUAACCAAACUUUGUGAUGUACAUGCAGAAACAAGCCUGGAUAGGAUUAUUUUAAUGGUGUUUAGUUUUUUUGUUGUCACUGGCAUCCGAGCCUGUUUUAUUUUCUCAUUCUUAUGAUAUUUUAUUUUUUUCUAUUGUAUAUUAGAGCCAAGUGGACUAUACAGUACCACUCACUGGUUAAAGACGACUGUUCUUUGCCUUUUUAUAGUUUCUCAAUUGAUGUGUGCCUUUAUCUGGAAAUCUCUGUUUUUAAACGAUACCACUUGUCUGUGUUGGUAACCAAAGUAACACCUGUCCAGCAUUUCUGUAAGUUAUCUAAAACAUAAUCUAUUGAUUGUUAUUGCUUUUUUUUUGCUAUCACUGCCGGUGCGUCCCCAAUGCAACCCUCAUCUUGUCACUCUUCAAUCUAUGACACAAUCUGUCCUGCCCUCACUGCCACGGGCUUUUGUCCCCUCUCACCCAGCUCCCCCUGUGCCUGCUGCAAUCAUGUAUCUGCUGUUAAUAUGGAGGAAUUAUAUCUGUGCACAUUAGAUCAUUUGUGGGGAAACUCAUUUCUGCCCAGGUUAAAAAAUGAGCUGCAGAGCCCUGUUAACACUUCCAGUCCCUGUCACUCUCUAUAUUAUAUCACUGUAAUUCUAGUGCUAUUUUUUCUAACUACACGGCCCCAUAUUUGCUGUGUGGUAAUGUAGAACACAUAGAACUGUAUAAAUGUACACCAUUUAAGCAAAAUGAGAAUAAUGAAGAUCCCAAAGGGGAACGUUUUAUGUUUAGUUUUGUUUUAAUUGUGAGUGCUAUUCAUCCUGUACAGUUAAUAAUAUUUUCUGUGGCUCUAGAGAAGCUUUUUAAAGUCAAUAACCUUCUCUCAGCUUGAGCUUGGAGACUACAGAUGUUUAAUAGGAAGCAUGCAUUGCAAAGAGGGGGUAUGGAAAUUGAAAGAUGUGUUUGCCCAACUAAUUAAAGACACUUUUGAGUUGCAUCAUGGGAAAUGUAGCAAUGUUGGAGCUUGCCCCACACUUGAGGACUAAAAGUCAGGAUUUCUCAGCCUCAGCUUCUUUGAUGUUGAACCUUUUCUUAAAUAUCUGUAACACUAUUACCCCAGCUUAUAGAAAGUGCAAUACUAGAAGGAGGCCAUUAAACUAGAUAUUAACAUUCUUUAAAGGGUAUUUUCCAACCUGGGCGCUAUUUUUAUUUUUUGAAAUUGGUCCAGUAUUGAGUGAGAAAGCAGAGAAAUUGGCUGCAGUGUAAUCCCUGGGGGCAUUCGAGCUCUGUCUUUUUAUGUCUACUGAAAGUAGUGAAAGUGUCUGACAACUUUCAGAAAGGAUUUCCACAACAGUUGACCUCUUUGUUAAAGAGUAAGACCCGUUUUGUUUAACCAGAAACAGCCCUGAGAUCACCAAACAAACCAGACUCUUCUUAAAUAAAUAGCAAUUUAAGAAUGCAUUGAACCAGCAUAUUUUCACAUCUAACUGGGCGAUUUAAGAGUCAACAGCUUAACAAGCAGUUGAGUGGAGGCAAAUUGAUGGUGAUCAGUUGCCUGCGGAGAUUACAAUCCAGCCAGUUUCACUGCAGCUAUCUGCAGCGGUCUCGCUUAAUACUUUGAAAAAAAUCUGAUUUGUCUUGGACCUCACUUCAGUCUCAGUCCCGCUUGUCUGACAUAUCUUGUCUGAUCCCACUCUUAUUUGAAUUGCUAUGUAUUCGGGCUGCACAAUAAGAGGAAAAUAUGCCAUGUGCAAUCAUGCUGAAUAUCGUGAUAUUACUUGCGAAACAUAUUCAAGUCUACUCAGCUCUGCCUUUUUGCUGCUUUCAGUAUACUGCUGAAAUACAAAAACUUGCUUUGUGAAUUGAAAAAUGAAAGGAAAUUACUUGCAGCAGUCUUUCAUUGAACAAAUUGAACAUUAAAAACAAAAGGCACCAACAAGCUUACUACUGAUCCUCUCUGUAAACUAACUUUAAAAAAAUCCCUGAGUGUAAUAACGCAGUCUUUCACGACAUGAUUAUUGUUGAAGUUGACCUCACAAAAUACACAAUAUAUUGUGCAGCCCUACUAUACUGUGUAUGGUGCAUUUGUAUGCACUGACAACACCUUACCUGUCUGUUACUAACAACAUAUCACCUGUGUGUAACUAAUAACACAUCACCUGUUUGUAACUACCAACACAUUACCUGUGUGUAGCCAUCACUAAUGCUAUUAUACUCAAGUGCUCUUAACUUCAACAUCCCAGCAUGUUUCAGGAAAUAUCUUAACUUAUUGUGUAUGACUGUUAAAUGUAGUGUGUAAGAGACUUCACCUCUUUAUAAAUCAAACAUUUUAUGUCAGCAGACAGUGUGCUGUAAAGUCUAUGUGUGUUUUCCUGUACUCACAUUGUGAUCAAUGUAAAAGCUUUGUGUUGCUGAAGAGAUGCACUGCUCCUACACAGGCAGCAACUCAUGGAAAUGUACUGAAAUACAAUAUACAAACUGAGUCAUGUUCUUGAGUGUCGACACAAAUGUAUAUUUUAUGUAGUUGGACACCUGCUGUCAUUUGACAUCUUAUACUUGCUUACAUAGUAAGUAAUCUUGGAACCUGCCUAUGUUUUCUUGGAGGUGGUUUAAGUGACUGUUAAAGCUCUGAACCACAAUUCACAUUAGAAGUGAAACAUUUGCAAGAACCUUUGUGAGCGUAUAAUGUGGUAAAGCCAUUUUUUUAAUUAGUCUGCAGGAAGAUGUAGUAUAAACACAGUGGUCAGAUCCUUUGCUUAAGUAAAACACCAAUACUAUUAUAGAAAAAUGUACAAUUUUAACCAUAAUGCAUUUUUACUGCUGUAGCUGGUCAUGGUGGAGAUAGUUUUAACUACUGAUAAACAAUGUAGUCCAGUGGUUCCAAACCUAGGGGUGAGGCCCCCAAAGGGUUACAGGAUAAAUGUGAGGGGUCGUGAGAUCAUAUAUGAGGGCCAGAAAGAAGAGGAAACAAGAAGGAGAAAGUUCUGCGACAAAGUUGCAUUCAUUUUUUUGGACUUUAAUGUAGUAACUUAUAACUAUAGCUAUCAGAUAAAUGUAGUGGGGUAAAAACCAGUCUUUCCCUCUGAGGUUUAAAAUUGUAAACAUGAAAAUACUCAAGUACUUCAGAAGUGUACCUACUUCGAGGGUAACUGUGGUAUUUGUCAACCUGGACCCUAUUUUCUCAUGUUUUUGUGUCCAAGUGACUAAUAGCAACAACAGUUUUUGAUUUGAGUCCAGCAUUGAGUGAGACCACUGCAGCUAGCAGUAGCCACUUAGGGCAGUUGUGCAUAGUCAUUUAUACCGAAGUGACCCUUUCAAUAGUUUUCUUCAGUAGUUGUACCAGUUACUUGUAGCCUACUGAACUGCUUCGUAUGUCACAUUAUUGACUCAGUCAAAUUCGUGAUUUGGACCAAAAUAAAAAGUUGAUAUGUCAUAA
Molecule: messenger RNA, 6100 nt
Organism: Epinephelus lanceolatus (giant grouper)
Lineage: Eukaryota; Metazoa; Chordata; Actinopteri; Perciformes; Serranidae
Gene: lrsam1
Product: leucine rich repeat and sterile alpha motif containing 1
Cellular component (GO): cytoplasm
Molecular function (GO): protein binding
Source: RefSeq, a predicted model, not a curated record